AUGCCACUAGAAAUGAUCCCCGCAACGCCAGCCGACAAAGCCUCACUCACCGAGAUCUUCUACGCCGCCUUCGUAGGCGACUUCAACAGGACCAUGUUCCCACACACCCCCGACGUAACCGCAUGGUGGGAACAUACCUUCCACGACAGCAUCACGCGCUCAAUCGCCGGCGAAACCGACGAAGUAUUCUUCAAAAUCGUAGACUCCGACUCAGACGCAGAUCCAGACGCGAUCGCCGCAUUCGCGAAAUGGAAAUGUCCAACUUCCGCCGAUCGCCAUCGGCACGAACCCGAGCAACCCGCCGAAUGGGCUCCUAGCUGUGACGGCGAGCUAUGCGAUCAAUUCUUUUCCGGCAUGGAACAAUCGAAAGCAAAGUGGAUGGGCGACAGGCCGCAUUAUUAUCUUGACAUGUUGGCUGUGCAUCCGUCCUAUCAGGGCCGGGGGCUAGCAUCGAGACUUUUGAAAUGGGGUCUUGAACGGGCUGAUCGAGAGGGUGUGGAGGUUUACUUGUCUUCGUCGCCCGAGGGCAGGCCUGUGUAUGAGAAGUAUGGGUUCCGAUUCUUGGAGUCGUCUUCGCCCUUCCCUGGCUAUGAGCAAGUAUGUAUGUUGCGACCGGUGAAGGGUCAAUGA
This is a messenger RNA of Penicillium nucicola, 630 nucleotides long. Its product is annotated as Acyl-CoA N-acyltransferase. The record is from RefSeq and is a predicted model, not a curated record. Bases 1 to 630 code for a protein of 209 amino acids. Gene Ontology annotation, molecular function: acyltransferase activity, transferring groups other than amino-acyl groups. Lineage: Eukaryota; Fungi; Ascomycota; Eurotiomycetes; Eurotiales; Aspergillaceae. The transcript has 2 exons.